AUGUCACGUCCAAUCACAUCACAACACGCUCAAAAGUAUCAUGUCAACUUUGGCACAUCCAGGGAGCGAGAAUUUUAUAAGUAUUUACCGCCGUACCAUCGCAAACCACACACGCUACAACACGUCGGGCCUACUACACUAUCAAAAGAACAUGUCGCUCGAUCCUCAACAGACCCCAUUCUUACGGCAUUCGCUCAACUGGGCGCCUUACGACUGGAUGCGCAACGUUCAUUGAUCUCGCUCUUCGGUCGGAAGGAGCAACACGUGCUCGCUGAAGCCACUCGAACCCUAAGUCUACGGAAUGAUGGCAACGAGGAUGCGCAAGAUGAGCUUUGGGUCGGGAGUUCUACUAUGUCAUAUGACCGCAGCCUGUGUAAAUCGGUUAUGAAUUCUACGCCAAAUGUGUCAAACCCCAGGGACAACGUCUUUGUUGUACCCGACCUUGCCAAAGACAACGCAUUCAAAGACCAUCCAGAUGUGACUACAUUCCCGAACAUUCGGUUCCUUGCCUCGAGCCCUAUAAUCAGUCCCAAAGGCGUGGUGAUAGGGGCUUAUACGAUCUUGGACGACCAACCUCACGAGCCCCUGGAAGCUGGCUCAUUCCAGUUCCUAGUUGAUAUUGCUGCUACAGUGAUGGAUUAUCUCGGAACCAGUCACUCCAAAAUCCAGCAUUUCCGCAGUGAGCGCAUGAUGGUUGGACUUGGGAGUUUUGUGGAAGGAAAAGGUAGCCUGCGCAACUCAUGGGUUGUCGACACGGACAUUCCUCAAGCUCCAUCUGGUGGGAUUGACCACGCAGAGGGGCAUAUCAAUCAACAACAGCAAGAGAAGCAAAUUUCGCAGAACGUUACUCAGGUGGUGGCUCAGAAUGGAACACCAAGGCACCUCCCUUUCCGUCCAUACAAUCUUCACAUCCCUAGGAACAAGGCUCUGCAAGGGAAUAGGGAGAGAUACCAGUCACCUUCCAACUCAACCACCAGCAAGAGAGAUGCCGAGGCUUUAUCGAAACUCAAAGAAGCAUCUCAAGCGACCAUGGCAAUUGGAAAUGUUCAGUCAAAGCAGCAAUCACCGAAGGAUGAUUAUACUGCCAAAGUGAAUGAAACAUUUGGACGUGCAGCCAAUCUCAUCCGCGAGAGUAUCGAAAUUGAGGCAGUUGUCUUUUUCAACGCCAAUUUCGGCUCCCAGGAAUCUCUAGUGAAUAAUGCGGAGUCUGACACGGAAGGUAGUUGUUUUGAGAGCUGUUCUUCUGGUGAUGAGGCCACUCCUCGAAGCUCCCCCCAACGAUCACUCGAAGAGACUUUUGAUCCAGAAAAAGCUGCAAGCUCAGGCAAAGCCACACUGAACCCGUGCGAAAUACUCGGAUUUUCCACUUCGAAUGCCUCUAGCGUCAAUUAUCAGUUGAUGGACGAUAACAAAAUCGCAUUAUCAGAGUCAUUUCUUGGAGGUCUUUUGCACCGAUAUCCUCGAGGGAAGAUUUUCAAUUUUGGUGAAGAUGGAACGAUCUCAUCUGAUGAUACGAGUGACGGCAUAAUCAAACGAUUUUUGCGACGUCCUGGGGGCAAGAGGUACAAAAAGACACGAAAUUCGCUUCUGCGCCAGGAUGCCCAGAGUUUGCUUCAACUCGCCCCCGAGUCUCGAAGCAUAAUCUUCUCGCCUUUGUGGGAUUCACACAAGGGUAGAUGGUACUCGGGGGCCCUGGCAUGGACAAAAGCACCCCACCGUGUCUUCACUUCGAAUGAUGAAUUGGCAUUCCUCUUGACGUUUGGAACUAGUAUCAUGGCAGAAGUGCACCGACUUGGCGCUCAUUUUGCCGAUAGAGCAAAAUCAGACUUGCUAUCAGGACUCAGUCAUGAACUUCGAUCCCCUCUGCAUGGCAUUUUCGGAACAGCAGAGCUCUUGAAUGAUACUGUUAUGGAUGCGCUACAACGAGGAUUCAUUCAUACAAUUUCUUCUUGUGCAUACACACUACUAGGCUCGAUCAAUCAACUCCUCGAGCAUGCUAGUAUCAAUGAUGUCCGACCAAAUUCUGUCGCCAAAAGCCCCGUUAGCGGUAUUAAUAAAGCUCCCGUCGACCGGAAAGUGGCCGCCGCCGCUCGCCUUUCGUCUCAGUCUGGAAAAAGUGAUGUCGACACUUGUGUGGAGCUUGAUGUUACCUUAGAAGACGCAGUUGAAACAGUCUUUGCUGGUUAUUCCUUCUUCAGCAGUUCACGGUCCCCUCUUCGGGGUAUCGCCGACGCUUCUCCCUUGGAUAGCAAACAUUGUGAUGCAUGGGGUGGAGUCAAGGUGGUUCUGGAUAUUGACCACAGCCCCAGUUGGAAGUUUUCAACACAGUCUGGAGCUUGGCAUGUCAUCCUCACGAAUAUCUUUGGGAACGCCUUGAAAUUCACUCAAAAUGGUUAUAUCUACAUCUCUAUGAAGGCCUCUCCGGCGAAAUUUGGAAACGGUGGCGAGGUCACAAGCUCAGCAAUCACAGUGACUGUAAAGGACACUGGAUCUGGGAUUGACCCGGAUUUUCUGAAAAAUGGACUGUUUACUGCUUUCUCACAAGAAGAUAGCAUGACAACCGGCAAUGGCCUUGGGUUGAGCAUCACCCGACGAAUACUCUUAUCGCUCGGCGGCGAUAUACAAGUCAACUCCGAGAAGAAUGUCGGCACUGAAGUCGUGGCAACCGUGACCCUUAAUCAUGCGUCUGCUUUCGACAACCUCGACAAGUUGAAUAGUCCCUCCCCAAUCACGAUGGCGCAGAAGCUUGAAUGCACGAAGACCAUCGGGAUAUUAGGUCUCGGGACUUCUGAAAUUGACACAUCUAUAUACAAAUCAUUACAGAAGCUGUGUCAAGAUUGGUUCUCCAUGGAAGUCCUUUUGGUUGGGUCUUCACAAACACAAUUCGCACACUGUGACUUAUACAUAUCCUCCCACGAAUAUAUGGAUAUAGGAAUUCAGGAGCUCAGGACUCUUGCGCCCAGUGCAGGUGCUCGAUUGCCUUCCCCUGUCAUUAUAGUAUGCCCGUCCCCGAGGACCGCGCACGCGAUGUCAGUCAAGGCUCAAGAUCAUGGAGAUGCACAUGUGCUCGAGUUCAUUAGCCAGCCAUGCGGACCCCGCAAGUUGGCAAAAACGUUAGAAACGUGUAUUAAUCGCCAGCAGCUACUGCUUGAUUCGCUCGAGACCGAAGAAAACAUACCGGGUGGCUUAGCAAGCUUCCAAGUCAAUCUUGGCACCAAUGAGCCUAAAAUGGACUCGUUCGUUGGUCUGCCAUCAAAUGGAGAGGUCAGCGACCAACCUACCAUCAAAGUGGCAGUAGAUACAGACACAUGCAGUCACCCAUCGAUAGAGACACUCGAGUCGGUAAAACUCUCUCAGGGGGAUGUUCAAGACCCUCCCCAUCCUUCUGAAGAAGUCGCCACCACGAGUCACAAUCCACCCAUCAAAAAGGAAAUUGACCCAGUAUCAAAUUUUCCAACAACCGUUCUUCUUGUGGAUGACAAUGAUAUCAAUCUCAGACUUCUCAUUGCUUUCAUGAAGAAGUUGAACUGUGAUUAUAUUAUCGCUCAAAAUGGAGAAGAAGCCCUCGAGGCUUUCAAGGCCAAUUCCUCUGUUAUUGGGAUGAUCUUUAUGGAUAUUUCCAUGCCAAUCAUGGAUGGCCUGGAAUCUACAAGGCGAAUUCGCGAUUUUGAAAAAACACUGGGAACGACAUUCCGUGUCACGAUUGCUGCCUUGACUGGUGUUGCGCAAGCCGACACUCAACGCGAUGCUAUUGGGUCUGGUAUGGAUUUAUUCCUCACCAAACCCAUACGGCUGAACAGCCUAGUGCCAGUAAUCAAAGGCAUAAUGCCGCCGACCCAUGCACUUUGGCAAGAGAAGUAAUCAAUAAUUCAACC
Molecule: messenger RNA, 3875 nt
Organism: Penicillium crustosum
Lineage: Eukaryota; Fungi; Ascomycota; Eurotiomycetes; Eurotiales; Aspergillaceae
Product: hybrid sensor histidine kinase/response regulator
Exons: 3
Coding region: 1-3861 (1286 amino acids)
Biological process (GO): phosphorelay signal transduction system; phosphorylation
Molecular function (GO): phosphorelay sensor kinase activity
Source: RefSeq, a predicted model, not a curated record